AUUCAGUUGCCGCUUGACUGUCGCCACGUGCGGUUCGUAACGGUUCGGUUUCGGUUCGGACUUGGUUUCCCUUUGAGAAAAUCUCCUCCGCGAAAGUCAGUUUUCGUGUGGUGUGCGUCUCCGUGUGCGUGUGGGAGUAUAUCUAUAAAGUAAGCUUGAUGCACAAUAAAACGCAGAAAUUCAAAUAAUUAAAAUCAGAUAAAAUGUCUGGUAAUGAUGUUUCGGUGACUGAGACAGCACAAAGCGAUCAGUAUCAUCUGCCACCCACUGCCAAUACUGCUGCACAUCAUCAAUAUUAUCGCUACCAGAAGCAGCCACAGCAGCCACAGCAGCAACAGCAGCAACAACAGAGCUGCAUGCGACAGCAACAAAGACAAUUGCAGUGGGAGCAACAGCAACAACAACAACUUCAACACCAACUGGCAAACAGCUCCAGCGAGUUUGACGAGUUCCAUUGGCCCAGCAAGCAGCCGCAGCAGGGCAGCAGCACAGCUGGAGGAGGGAAAAUCUAUAUAACACCUGCAGACAUUCCGCCGCCGCCCCAUCCGCCCCAUCAAAGCGGCAACAGUCACCACAAUGGCAACAAGAGCAGGCAGCACCACGCUCACCCCCAUCCCCAUCCGCACCAGCAUGGACCAUUGACAACGCCGCCACACCGAACACCGCCGCACCGCUGCAAAUGUGAGCAUCCCAGCAUCGAGCUGAUGGGCUACGAGGAGGCCGUCAUAGCCAGUGCCACCGCCACCAACACCGCGGCCAAUGUCACCAUGCACCGCCACCAGCAUCCGCCCUACUACUACAAGGCGGGAACCCGGCGACCCAGUGGCAAGCUUCACGAGUCCAUGCUGGGCGGAGGCAGUAGUCUGGAUGAUGACGAUUUGGCCAGCGCCGGCAGCUUUGGAGACGGAAUGUCGCGGUUUAAGAACCUCAUGUAUUCCAAGGAAAAAAAGCGACGAGUCCGGAUCAUUCUCAGCAUUGUAACAGCUGUCAUCGCCGUUGCUCUGCUGGCCACCGCCCUCGUAUUUAUCCUUAAAACGGACAAGGACAAUGGCAGCAACGAGGACAACUCUGGAAGCAAUGGAAUAGAUCUGGAGGAUGUGCUGAGCGGUCAAUUAUAUGCCAAGCGCUUCAAUGGCAGCUGGAGCAAUGGUAACAGUGUGCUCUAUAAGGAUAAUGCGUCCAUCAUGGAGUACGAUGCGAAGACUGGAGUGCGCACCCCGUUGCUCCACAAUGCGGCGCAAUAUGUGCUGUAUGAGAAGUCCGCGGACGGGGAGCUUCUGCUUCUGGCCAAGAACUACAAGAAGAACUUCCGGUACAGCUUCCUGGCCGAGUACGACAUCUACAACCUCAGCUCGAACCAGUUCCAGCCACUGACCAUUCAGAACCAACAGCUCUAUCUGAGCAUGGUCCAGUGGUCGCCGGUGGGCAAUGCUCUCGUCAUCAACUACGAUCGCAAUCUGUACUACAAGAAGAGCGCCCUGGAGCCGGAGAUAGCUAUCACCAGCGACGAGCAGGCCGGCAUCCUUAACGGCAUUCCGGAUUGGGUGUACGAGGAGGAGGUGUUCAGCUCCAAUGUUGCUACCUGGUUCAAUCCCUCGGGAACUCAGCUGGCCUUCAUUAAGUUCGAUGACUCGUCCACGCAUCUCAUCAAUUUCCCCUACUACGGCGAUGCUGGGGACCUUCGCUACCAGUAUCCCCUGCACCAGGUGAUUGCCUAUCCCAAGGCGGGUUCCUCGAAUCCUCGCGUCGAGCUGGUCAUGGUAGAUCUGGUGCGUGCGGCGUCCGGAGGGGAUUUCAUCACUGUCAUGCCCGUACCACCUGCUCUGAACACGGAAACGGAUUACAUUGUCACUGUCGUCAGUUGGGUGGAUGAUGCACACGUCCUCUCCAUCUGGAUGAAUCGCAUUCAAAAUGCCGCCUAUGUGGUAACCUUCGAUGGACUAAAUCGGAAAGUGAUCUACAGCACGGAAUCAAAAACUGGAUGGGUAGAUCUGUACACGGCUCCCUUCCGGAACCGCAAUGGAUCGCGCCUGGCCGUCGUCCUGCCCCACAACAACUACAAGCACCUGCAGCUGCUCAGCUCAAGUGCAAGCAGCGCGGAGCAGCAGCAGCUGGAGCCGCUGACCGAGGGAAAGUUCGUGGUGGACAGCAUUCUCCACUGGGACGCCACCUACGAUGUUAUCUUCUACACAGCCAACACCGAGGAGCACCCAGAGCAGCUGCAUCUGUAUGCCAUUAGGGCCCAGGCAAAGCAGAACGCCAAGUGCUUGACCUGCAAGCUGAUCAAAUCGGGUGAUGUGGACCAGACCUACUUCUCGGCGACGUUCAAUGACAAUAACCAUUUGGUGCUCACCUCGCUGGGGCCGGGCAUACCCACCACCCACCUCUACGAAUGGAAAUAUGUGGACUCUCAGGUUGUCAUCACGAAUGUGCUCGACUGGGAAACUAAUGAGGCACUACGCACCAAGCUGAAGGGUGUGGCCCUGCCCACCCACAAGAUUCUGACGGUGAACAUUGAUGGGGGCUUCCAGGCCAAGGUUCUCCUACAGCUGCCUCCCAACUUGGACACCAGCGGCAAUACCAAAUAUCCCAUGUUGGUGGAUGUGUAUGGGGGACCCGACUCGUACUCAGUAACCAACAAAUGGAUGCUGGACUGGGGCACUUAUCUUACCUCGAACCAGUCGGUGAUCUAUGCCAAAAUUGAUGGGCGUGGCUCGGGACUGCGUGGCGAAAGUCUGCUACAUGCCAUCUACCUUCAGUUGGGCACUGUAGAGAUCAGUGAUCAGAUCACGGUUACGCAGAACCUCACCCAACUUUUUAACUACAUUGAUCGCGACCAUAUCGGUAUUUGGGGAUGGUCAUAUGGGGGCUACGCGGCGGCCAUGGCGCUGGCCAAUGAUGGAGAUGAAGUGUUCAAGUGUGCAGCUUCCAUAGCUCCGGUCACAGACUGGGCCUACUACGAUUCCAUUUAUACGGAGCGUUAUAUGUCCUUGCCCAAUACCAAUGAGGUGGGCUAUGCCAACUCCAGGCUGAGCACACGGGCCCAGAAGUUGAGGGGCAAGAAAUAUCUGCUCGUCCAUGGAACACUCGAUGACAAUGUGCACUACCAGCAGGCCAUGAUCCUGGCCAAGAACCUGGAGCGUCACGAUAUACUCUUCAAGCAGAUUAGCUAUGCUGAUGAGGAUCAUGGUCUGUCUAAUGUGCGUCCGCAUUUGUAUCAUUCAUUGGAUCGCUUCUUUGGCGAGUGCUUUGCCAGCAGUCGGCUUAUGAAAAGUGCUAAAUAAACAAUGCAAAAAUGCAAAAAUGCAAUAAUAUAAAAUAAAGGUAAUAUACUCGUAAUAGAACAGAAAUAAUACAUAGGUAUUAAUAUCAGAUCCUGAAUAGCUAAGCCCACAACAGAUUGAAGCAGAACAUAAUCAAAUAAUAGCAAAUGAUUAACUAAGCCAAAAAUUGGUACUUAAAGAGUUAUUAGAUUUCUGCUUGAAUUCAAAAAAUAAAACACAACAACAUUAAACAAAAGUAAACA
Messenger RNA from Drosophila obscura, 3526 nucleotides. RefSeq names its product venom dipeptidyl peptidase 4 (gene ome). Gene Ontology annotation, molecular function: serine-type peptidase activity; dipeptidyl-peptidase activity. The record is from RefSeq and is a predicted model, not a curated record. Gene Ontology annotation, biological process: proteolysis. NCBI's taxonomy places the organism in Eukaryota, Metazoa, Arthropoda, Insecta, Diptera, Drosophilidae. The transcript is spliced from 11 exons. The coding region runs from base 204 to 3284 and encodes 1026 amino acids.